AUGGACCAUGAGCGAAUGGAAGACCGGGGAAUGGGGGGCAUUCACCAUCGAUAUGAGGAGGAGGACCAGCAGAACAUCUACAUCGGUGUCCCGGUGCCUCGUGGGUACAGACGGAAGCGCCGGCGAAGACGUUCUGCAGGGGGCCAUGAGGCGGGGAACAUGGAGAGGGGGGACAGUCACUAUGACCAACACAAACAACAUGACCACGAGCAUGAUGACAGGGACAGUUACAGAGACAUAGACAUUGAGGAGGGACUCGUGGACCAGCACGACAUCCAAGUCCCUCAAGACAUCAACCGCACAGUGUCCCCUGCAGCGGAGCGUCUCCGCUAUAUCCUGGGAGAGGAUGAUGACAUGCCCAACCCCACCCUCUUCACUGAGAUGGACACGCUGCAGCAGGACGGGGACGAGCUGGAGUGGAAAGAGUCUGCUAGGUGGGUGAAGUUUGAGGAGAAGGUAGAGGACGGAGGGGAGAGGUGGAGCAAGCCCCAUGUGUCCACCUUGUCCCUGCACAGUCUGUUUGAGCUCAGGACCUGUCUACAGACCGGCACUGUGGUGCUGGAUCUAGAGGGAUACUCACUGCCUCAGAUAGUUGAUGAAAUCAUUGAGCGGCAGAUAGACGAGGGCAUGUUGUCUCCUGACCUGAGAGAGAAGAUCAGCUUUGUCCUCCUGAGGAAGCACAGGCACCAGACCAAAAAGCCCAUCCACCGCUCUCUGGCUGACAUGGGCAAGGCCAGCGGUGGUGGUGCCCCUCGUAGUCCAGGGGCAGCGGCCGCAUUCAACCGAUCCACAGAGGACCUACGCAUGAAAUCAGGAGGCUAUGGUCGUCUGCGUCAUGCCCAUAGUAGGAGUAUGAAUGACAUUGCAGACACUCUGAGCACAGACCAGCUAAGGAAUAAGUUCAUGAAAAAGAUACCUAGAGAUGCUGAGGCAUCAAAUGUGCUAGUGGGUGAGGUGGACUUCCUGGAUAAACCCUUUGUAGCCUUUGUCCGCCUGGCACAGGCCACCACUCUGGGAGGACUUACAGAGGUUCCUGUGCCCACCAGAUUCCUGUUUAUUCUGUUGGGGCCCACAGGAAAAGCCAAGUCCUAUAAUCAGAUCGGUCGAGCCAUAGCUACUCUAAUGGUGGAUGACCUCUUUAGUGAUGUGGCGUACAAGGCUAGAGAUCGAGAAGAUCUGAUUGCAGGUAUAGAUGAGUUCUUGGAUGAGGUGAUUGUGCUGCCGCCCGGCGAGUGGGACCCCAAAAUCCGUAUCGAGCCACCUAAGAAGGUGCCCACGGCUGACAAGAGGAAGUCGGUGCACUCUCUGAAUGAGCUGGGUCAGCCGAACGGUACGGCGGGAGGAAGUGGAGGCCACGGUGAGGAUGAGGAGAUGCCAGUGGCUCACGAACUGGGAGAGGAGCUGGCACACACAGGGAGGUUCUGCGGAGGUCUGUUCCUGGACAUGAAGAGAAAGCUGCCCUGGUUUCCUAGUGACUUCUACGAAGGCUUCCAUAUCCAGUCCAUCUCUGCAGUCCUCUUCAUCUACCUGGGCUGCAUAACCAAUGCCAUCACCUUUGGAGGCCUGCUGGGGGAUGCCACAGACAACUAUCAGGGUGUGAUGGAGAGUUUCCUGGGCACAGCGUUGUCAGGAACAGUGUUCUGUAUGUUUAGUGGUCAGCCCCUCAUCAUCCUUAGCUCCACUGGACCCAUCCUCAUCUUCGAGAAACUGCUCUUCGAAUUCAGCAAGAACAAUGGUAUAGACUACAUGGAGCUGCGUCUGUGGAUAGGGAUCCACUCCUGUAUCCAGUGCUUCCUCCUGGUCGCCACGGACGCCAGCUACAUCAUCAAGUACAUGACCCGCUUCACAGAGGAGGGCUUCUCCAGCCUCAUCUCCUUCAUCUUCAUCUCUGACGCCAUCAAGAAGAUGAUGGGCUCCUUCAAGUACUAUCCCAUCAACACCGACUUCAAGCCAGACUACGUCACUGCCUACAAGUGCGAGUGCCUGGCCCCAGACCCCAUGCCAGUGCCAACUGAUAACACCUCUAGUCUCUUUGGAUUGAACAUCACAGACCUGGACUGGAGCCAGCUCAGUAAGAAGGAGUGUGUGAAGUACGGAGGCUCUCUGGUGGGCAACACCUGUAAGUACGUCCCUGACCUGGCCCUCAUGUCCUUCAUCCUGUUCUUCGGGACCUACUCCAUGACCGUCUCCCUCAAGAAGUUCAAGUUUAGCCGCUACUUUCCUACCAAGCUGCGGAAGCUCAUCAGUGACUUCUCCAUCUUCAUGGCCAUUAUGACCUUUGUGGGUCUGGACAGGUUAAUCGGGCUCAAAACCCCCAAGCUCAUUGUCCCCACAGAGUUUAAGCCCACACGUCCCGACCGGGGUUGGAUAGUGCUGCCGUUUGGGAAGAACCCAUGGUGGGUGUAUUUGGCCAGCUUCGUCCCUGCUCUCCUGGUCACCAUCCUCAUCUUCAUGGACCAGCAGAUCAGUGCUGUCAUUGUCAACCGGAAGGAGAACAAACUGAGGAAAGGGUGUGGCUACCACCUGGACCUGUUCUGGGUGGGGGUGCUGAUGGCUGUGUGCUCCUUCUUGGGCCUGCCCUGGUAUGUGGCUGCCACUGUCAUCUCCAUCGCACACAUCGACUCGCUGAAGAUGGAAAGUGAGUCCAGCGCCCCUGGAGAGCAGCCUCAGUUCCUUGGUGUCAGGGAGCAGAGACUGACAGGGAUUCUGGUGUUUGUUCUCACUGGAGUCUCCAUCUUCCUGGCUCCUGUUCUACAGUUCAUACCCAUGCCAGUACUUUACGGUGUGUUUCUCUACAUGGGCGUAGCAUCUCUCAGCGGCAUUCAGUUCUGGGAGAGGAUCAAGUUGUACAUGAUGCCGUCCAAGUACCAGCCUGACUUCCCUUUCCUGCGUCACGUGCCUCUGAGGAGGGUCCACCUCUUCACCCUGGUCCAGAUCAUCUGUCUGGCUGUCCUUUGGGUUCUCAAGUCCACCGUUCUGGCCAUCCUCUUCCCUGUCAUGAUCCUGGGGUUGCUGGUGGUGCGUAAGAUGCUGGACAUGGUGUUCUCUCAACACGACCUGGCCUGGAUAGAUGAUAUCCUGCCUGGGAAAGACAAGAAGAAGGAUAAGAAGAAGAAGGGCGAUAAAGAUGACACGAAGAAGAAAGACAAGAAGAAAGGGAGAGCAGACGACAGCAAAGACAAGGAGAAGUACCACGCUUACUCCAACUGCUCGCCCAGCUCUGAGUCUGACCUGGACCGCAGCAUCACCCUGCAUCUGAAGAUCUCCUGUCCCUCGUCCCCGACGGUCCCUAUGGCCCACGGCCGUGGCAUGGCCUUCCCCGUGCCCCAGGUGAAGAUCGAGAUGGAGUCGGACUAG
Messenger RNA from Oncorhynchus masou masou (cherry salmon), 3357 nucleotides. RefSeq names its product electrogenic sodium bicarbonate cotransporter 4-like. NCBI's taxonomy places the organism in Eukaryota, Metazoa, Chordata, Actinopteri, Salmoniformes, Salmonidae. The coding region runs from base 1 to 3357 and encodes 1118 amino acids. The transcript is spliced from 26 exons. Gene Ontology annotation, cellular component: plasma membrane. The record is from RefSeq and is a predicted model, not a curated record. Gene Ontology annotation, molecular function: sodium:bicarbonate symporter activity; monoatomic anion transmembrane transporter activity; solute:inorganic anion antiporter activity. Gene Ontology annotation, biological process: regulation of intracellular pH; transmembrane transport; monoatomic anion transport.